AUGACUCCCUUGACGAUUGUUACUGAGAUGGACCUUUGCAAGAUCCCAGAACCGCCUAGCGUGGAAUGUUCAAGAGCAACGCUCACCAAGGUCGCUCGGGAGUGUUUGUACCACAGAGAGAAGAGGAUGUCCGUUGACCUGGUCCAUGAUAAAGUGGAGAAAGAUUUAAUUCAGGAGGUUGAAUCCAUCAAUGGCUGUCAGGAGAGAAUGAGAUGUUCUCUGGAUGCAGCCAAUAGCCAGCUCGCGUCCAACAGAGCAGCCGAACAUGAGUUAGAUAGAGACAUCAAUGACAAACUGAUCGCCCACAGGAUUGAUGAUAAGUGCCACUAUCUCAGAAACACCUCUGAUGGCAUCAGUUACUUCCGUGGUGUGGAGAAUAUCGAUGCAACAGUGUCAAUGCCCGAGUCCUGGGCCAAGUUUACGGACAAUAACAUCCUCCCCUCCCAGAAUGAGCGGGCUGCCUCAGCCAAGCUGCGGCAUGACAUCGAAACUCUUCUGAACACGACCUCCAACGAGAUGUGGAAUCACUUCAACAGCGUCAACGUGGCUUUUACCAACCGCAUGUCCGAGGUGGCCGAUGCCAAGAACAGGCUGCAGACGCACCUGGCUAAGACCCUGCAGGAGAUCUUCCAAACCGAAAUGCUCAUUGAGGCCCUGAAGAAGGCCAUCCGGGACAAGGAGAGCCCUCUCAAAGUGGCCCACACUCGCCUGGAUGAGCGCACAAGGAGGCCCAGUGUGGAGCUGUGCCAGGAUGCUACUCAGCUUUGGCUGGUUAGUGAAGUCCGAGAGAUUGACGAUACCAUCCAGAGACUGCGUGAAAGGCUCUAUGAGGCAGAGAAGACCCUUCAGAUGCUGGUCAACACCAAAGUGACCCUGGAGCAUGGCCUGUCCAUCAAGGCUAACUCCCUGUUCAUCGACCAUGAGAAAUGCAUGUCAAUGCGCAAGAGCUUCCCCAGCACCCCCAGGCUGGUGGGCUACACAUGAAGGAUUGCAUUCCAAAAAGGAUUGUAUUUUGAAGACAAGGCGUAUGGCAUUAAAUAUAUAGGGCACUUUCCGGCACUUUUUAUUUUAUCCCACUGCCCCCUCCCUCUCCACCCCCUGAGGUUCUUGACGGGAUUUUUACACACAGUGGUUUCCAGUGGUCACAAUGGUCACCCCUUCCACAGGGUGCAGCUAGUCCAUGAAAGCACUGCGUCACAUGAUGACUAAUUUUGACUUUUUAUGUUUACUGACAAAUUAGUAGUGAGCUGCCAUAGAUUACCCUGUAAAUUACUGUGUGUGUCUCUCUCUCUCUCUCUCUC
Messenger RNA from Polyodon spathula (Mississippi paddlefish), 1301 nucleotides. Its product is annotated as tektin-3-like. Lineage: Eukaryota; Metazoa; Chordata; Actinopteri; Acipenseriformes; Polyodontidae. The record is from RefSeq and is a predicted model, not a curated record. The coding region runs from base 1 to 984 and encodes 327 amino acids. Gene Ontology annotation, biological process: cilium movement involved in cell motility; cilium assembly. Gene Ontology annotation, cellular component: microtubule cytoskeleton; nucleus; sperm flagellum. The transcript has 7 exons.